This is a messenger RNA of Betta splendens (Siamese fighting fish), 4660 nucleotides long. RefSeq names its product kinase insert domain receptor (a type III receptor tyrosine kinase) (gene kdr). Gene Ontology annotation, cellular component: signaling receptor complex; membrane. Gene Ontology annotation, molecular function: vascular endothelial growth factor receptor activity; ATP binding; growth factor binding. The transcript has 30 exons. Lineage: Eukaryota; Metazoa; Chordata; Actinopteri; Anabantiformes; Osphronemidae. Bases 191 to 4198 code for a protein of 1335 amino acids. Gene Ontology annotation, biological process: positive regulation of angiogenesis; endothelial cell differentiation; cell migration. The record is from RefSeq and is a predicted model, not a curated record.
UUUACUCUGCGCUGACCGCCGUCUUCUGAUUGGAUCCAUGAGAGUUCAGCAGCGAACUUCAGCAGGAGCGGGACAUAAAACAUGAGAAGUUAAUGGACCUGUAGUGAGCGUUGAGGUCUGGCGUUACUGCGGUGAAGCUUUUUGACUUGACUCAGACUUUCGUGAAGACUUUGUCCAUGUCUCCUGUCGGAUGAUGACUCAGGCGGUCUCCGUGUUUCAGAUACUUGCCAUUAUUCUGGAAAUAAGCAGUGCUGCAGACACUAAGUGGAGGUUUAUACCUGAUCCACCAACACUUAACAUCUAUGGCAUUCAUAGGAUGAACAAAUCUGAAAACCUGGAACUUACAUGCAGAGGCCGCCAGUACCUGAGGUGGUCGACACCUCCAACAAGCACACGCUUCUCCACCAGGGACUGCAGUGGAUCAGGACUUUUCUGCACAACGCUGACGAUCAUCAAUGCAACUGUCAACGAAACCGGAGAAUACCAGUGCUCCUAUAGAGACCUGAAAGCUGAAGACGGAAAGACCUCAGUAGCAGCUUAUGUUUUUGUCCACGACUACAAGGUGCCAUUUGUGCCGUCUGACAAAGAAUACACGCUGGUGUUCAUCCGUGAAGGAGAGCGGGUGGUGAUACCAUGCAGGGGUUCAGUGGAGGAUCUCAACGUUACGCUUUACACUAAAUACCCACAGAAGGAGCUUUAUCCUGAUGGGAAGGACUGUCUGUGGGACGCCAGGACGGGUUUCACCGUCCCCAGUCACCUGAUCAGCUACGCUGGCGUCGUGUCCUGUCAGACCCACAUUGGAAAUGAGACGUUUAAUUCCCCUCUGUACUUUGUGGCUGUCGUGGGAUUCAAGAUCUACAACCUCACCCUGACCCCCGACAAAGUGAGGCUGUCAGUGGGCGAGCGGCUCGUGCUUGUUUGCACAGCCCACACCGAGCUCAACGUGGGCCUGGAGUUCAACUGGACGCACUCGGGUCAGGCCCUGGGUGGUUUGAAAACACCUCACAAGAAGAAGCUGUGGAGCUCCUUGGAGCUGUCCAACACGCUCAUCAUGGACAACGUGACCGUCAACCACACGGGGGAGUACACCUGCACCGCCUCCAGUGGACAGAUGGAGAAAUCCGCCUCUGCCAACCUCAAAGUGUACGAGAAGCCUUUUAUUGACAUAAAACAUUCCGCGAAAAAGGUGUGGGAGGUGAACGUGACGAAGCAGACAACGCUGGCGGUGAAGUUCUCCGCGUACCCCGACCCCAGCUUCAAAUGGUUUAAAAACGGCCAAACAGUCAAGGACAGCUACAGAAUCAAGCAGAGGAGCGAUUCCCUGACGAUCCAAGAAGUCAAAGAAACGGACGCGGGGAACUACACCAUCGCUCUGACCAACAAGAUAACGAAAGAGGAGAAGCGCCGCUUCUUCCAGCUCAUCGUCAACAUUCCUCCUCGCAUCUUUGAGAACGGGGUGGCCGUGGACGUGUACCCGUUCGGCAGCAGCCCCACGCUGAGGUGCACCGCCCGCGGGUUCCCCGUCCCCACGCUCAUCCAGUGGCAGUGGAUGUCCACGGACGACUGCCCGGAGUUCUUUGAGUCAGGGCUGGUUAAGACCGAUUUGCAGCCCGGGUCGUGUAAACAGCCGUGGAAAGACAUUGGCAACGGCAGUGGCCCCAACCUUGUAGAACCACCCGUCACAGCCACGGACCCCGUCCAAAAGAAAAUCAUGAGCUCGCUGAGGAUUAAGAAAGCUGAGGCACAUUCCCUCUACAGAUGCACGGCUGCCAACAAAGUAGGAAAGGACUCACGCAUCAUCUUCUUCCACGUCACACGCGGCCUCCAGGUGAGCGUGUCGCCGUCCAACGAGCCCGUGGAGGACGACCACGUGACCAUGAGCUGCAAGGCGGACGGGCUGAUCUACGACAAGCUGGCCUGGUACCGCGUGGCCGACGGCGCGGCGGCGGCGGCGCCGGAGCAGGUGAGCUCCGUGCAGCCGUGCCGCUCGCUGAAGCUGCAGCCGCGGCCGCUGUCGCAGGCCGUGCUGUCCACGCUGCGGGACAACAACGUCACGCUGGAGCUGCCGCUGCCCAACGCCUCCCGCCGCGAUGAGGGCCUGUACGCGUGUCAGGUGGAGAACAUCAAGACCGGGGACAGGACCUGUCUGCUCCGCCGCCUGUCUCUCAAGGGUCUCGAGCCUGCGAAGAUCGUCAACAAUUUCACCGACCAGAAGGUUAACAUGAGUGCAACCAUCACCCUCCUCUGUGAUGCGGUGGGGACGCCGACGCCUACGGUGACGUGGAGCAAAAACAACCACACUGUGGUGGAGGGCUCAGGCGUGUUUCUGAGCCAGCGAAACCACAAGCUGACCAUCCAGCGCGUGAAGAAGGAGGACGGCGGCCUGUACACCUGCACCGCCUGCAACAGCCGCGGCUGUGACGCAGCGCAGGCCUCCCUGACAACCGAAGGCGCUGAAGAAAAGACCAACGUGGAACUGAUUGUUCCCAUCGGCUCAGUGGUCAUCGCCAUGGUUUUCUGGUUACUGAUCGUCUUCGUCAUCCGUGGAAGAAAGAGAUCGAAUGGCAUGGAGCUGAAGACGGGCUACCUGUCCAUGAUCCUCGACUCGGAGGACAUGCCCAUGGACGAGCAGUGUGAGAGGCUCACGUACGACGCUAACAAAUGGGAGUUUCCACGGGACAGGCUCAAACUGGGGGAUCCCCUUGGUCGGGGGGCGUUCGGGCAGGUGGUAGAAGCAGCUGCGUUCGGCAUCGAGAAGGCCACCGCGUGCACCACCGUCGCCGUCAAGAUGCUUAAAGAGGGCGCCACGGCCAGCGAGUACCGUGCCUUGAUGUCAGAGCUGAAGAUCCUCAUCCACAUUGGCCAUCACCUCAACGUGGUGAACCUACUGGGAGCCUGCACCAAGUCGGGAGGGCCGCUGAUGGUGAUUGUGGAGUACUGUAAACAUGGAAACCUCUCCAGCUAUUUGAAGAGCAAGCGCGGCGAGUACAGCCCCUACAAGCAGAGGAAGCGCGUGGACAGCCAGAGGUGGGCGUCGAAGGAGGACGUGAUAGACGGGGAUUUGGGUCUGGGGAAGAUCGCCCAGCUGGACAUCUGCACAGGAACCGUCUGCGCCGCAGCUUCAGGCAGUGACAUGGAAGGGAGCACAGACGAUGAGCAUCUGACCAUGGAGGACCUGAUACGCUACAGCUUCCAGGUGGCCAAAGGCAUGGAGUUCCUGUCCUCCCGCAAGUGUAUCCACAGGGACCUAGCAGCCAGAAACAUUCUACUCUCAGAGAACAACGUGGUGAAGAUCUGCGACUUUGGCCUCGCCAGAGACGUCUACAAAGACCCAGACUACGUCCGCAAGGGAGAUGCACGUCUUCCUUUGAAAUGGAUGGCUCCCGAGACCAUCUUCGACCGGGUGUACACGACGCAGAGCGAUGUCUGGUCUUUCGGGGUUCUGCUCUGGGAGAUCUUCUCCCUUGGAGCUUCUCCCUAUCCCGGUGUUUGCAUCGAUGAGUCCUUCUGCAGGAGGCUUAAGGAGGGCACCAGGAUGAGACCCCCAGAAUACGCCACCAACGAAAUAUACCAGACCAUGCUGGACUGCUGGCUGGACCGUCCCACAGACAGGCCCACUUUUGCGGAGCUGGUUGAACAUCUGGGGAACCUCCUAGAGGCCAGUGCGCAACAGGAUGGUAAGGAUUACAUCCCGCUGACGCCAUGUGAGGAAGGAGGACCUCCCGUGACCCCUGACCCCAGAAGCCCCUACAGCAGUCCCCAAAGUGGCCCCAUCCUGGAAGCUCAGCUGCACUAUGACAGUCCCCUGUCCCUCGGCCUGUCUCCGAGUGAGCGUUGUGGGCGGCCCCUCAGCAUGAAGACGUUUGAGGACAUCCCUGUGGCACACAGCAGUGUCAUGGAGGGACACAUAGACAGCAGCAUGGGCUUCUCACCAGAGGACGCCAAGGGUUUGAACCCACAGCUGCAGACGCCCAACUUCAGCCAACUAAUGCGAUGUAAGAGUAAAGAGUCCUUGGCCUCGGAAUCCUCCAAUCAGACGAGCGGAUACCAGUCGGGCUACCACUCAGACGACACGGACGCCCCGAUCUAUGCCAACGAGGAGAUGAUCAUGAAGCACAGCAUGCUGAAGAAGCCGCCUUUGCCCCCGACGCCGGACAAGUUCAACGUGGAGGCCCGCUACAGCACGCCGCCCGUGUGACCCCCCCCUACCCCCCCAAACACACUGUACAGCAUCCGUUUGCCUUCCACAGGUUAGGAACAGUGGCAACACACGCAAUGGGGCUCUGAUCACAACACAUCACUUUAAAGGGUCUGCAGGGAGACAUCAAGGCUGUAUGAUAGGUGAGUGCAUCUCUGCCUUGAACAAGCAGAGGAAUGCUAUCGUGUUUUCACAGCGAGGACACACCUACAGCACGACUCAAGGCAAAAUCCACCCCCUUCCGCUCCUUCAGGAAAUGGGAUCUGGACUAUUUAGAUGAUAAUAAUCAGCGAAUGUUUUCAUUUGUGGUCGUACUAGUGCACACAUUGCUGGUAAGGAGGCAGUUCUCUCAGCUCCAUCAGACUCUUUUUUUCCUAUAACAUGCAGUAUUUUAUUGAUGUGUAUUACUUAAACCUGUAAUAAAUGCUAACUAGUUUUAUAAAAUAAAGUACUCACAGGUUA